Molecule: messenger RNA, 11463 nt
Organism: Oncorhynchus mykiss (rainbow trout)
Lineage: Eukaryota; Metazoa; Chordata; Actinopteri; Salmoniformes; Salmonidae
Product: EH domain-binding protein 1
Molecular function (GO): protein binding
Source: RefSeq, a predicted model, not a curated record
CCAGGCAAUGCUUUCUGUUUUUUCAGACUUAAAAAAUAUAUAUAUAUAUAUCAGUAAAAUAUGAUUUAAACAACAUACAGGUCAAAUGUAAAAUUGUAAUUAUUUUUAAUAAAGUCAUAGGCUACUAGGGACAAUGCAUUCACUCUAAUAAUUUUGAAUUACAAGUGUUAUGAUUAGCUAUUAAGUUUUGUGUUUGGGGUGUCACCGCUCGUUCCUGUCGCAGCGUGCAUUUGUUUUGCCUCAGUUCUGUGUGUUGUGACAUUCUAGACGUGAAGUUGUGAACACGUCAGUAAGACUGUUGACCAUUGAGUGAACAUCGACUGUCUUUCUUGCGCAGCAAACGCAAGUGCUGCAUCAACAGACUCCUUGGCAGAACGCGAGGAGGGCAGAGGGGUACUGUGACGACGAUUUUAGUAAUGUCUCUUGAGAAAUAACAUUAUAGGGUCUCUAAAUAUGACUUCGGUGUGGAAGAGACUUCAGCGUGUCGGCAAGAAAGCGUCGAAGUUCCAGUUUGCGGUGACUUUUCAAGAACUGACAGUAGAAUGCACGAAGAAAUGGCAGCCAGACAAACUGAGAGUAGUAUGGAGCAGGAGAAACCGGAGAAAUUGCACCAAGCUGCAUGGGUGGCAGCCUGGCAUCAAGAACCCCUACAGGGGCACGGUGGUGUGGCAGGUGCCCGAAAACCUGGACAUUACCGUCACACUCUUCAAGGACCCGACUGCAGAUGAAUUUGAAGACAAGGACUGGACAUUCGUCAUUGAGAAUGAGACUAACAAGGGCCACAGGAAGGUGCUGGCGUCGGUCGACGUCAACAUGAAGAAGUUUGCCAGCGCCACCCCUGCCCAGUACGACCUGACGCUGAAGCCCAAGCCCCUGUCUGUGAAGGUGGUGGAGGCCACACUCAAACUGACCUUGACCUGCGUCUUCCUCAAAGAGGGCAAGGCCACAGAUGAGGACAUGCAGAGUCUGGCCAGUCUGAUGAGCCUGAAGCAGAGUGACAUCGGCAACCUGGACGACUUCAACGAUAGUGACGAGGAGGAGGGCGAGAGGAGGGUCAGCAUCGGAGCCGGCAUGGGCCCCGCCACUCCCGUCACAGCACCCACGAGAAGAAUACGUGAUCAGGCAUGGAGGCCUGUGAUUGACCCAGAGCCCACAGAGUUUCAGAGGCAGUUGAGCACUCUGACAGAGGAGGAAUACACCACUGCCACAACUCCCAACCACACUGCUGGAAUGAUCAGUAUUGCCAGUCAGAGGCCAGACCCAUCAACAUCCACACUUGACCCAUUGGCUAAGCCCUUUGGGACAACAGUCCAUGAGAGAAGGCAGGAGGCAUUCUCAAUGUUUGGAGUGGAGGUUGUCCAGGCAAUGGCAGGCCCUUCAUGUCAGUCUCCCAUCCAAGUGGGACAGACAUUGCGGUAUGGGAUGGGAGCAACUGUUGAGCCAAAAGAAAUUUCACACAGCCAGACCACUUGUGAGGUUGUGGCCCUGGCAAAGUGUCAAGUUGUAGAGGACUUGGAGAUGAUAUGUAAGGAAGAAAUGGAAGAGGAAGUCAUAGAGUCAGGCUCCGGAAUAGAGCAUUCUGGGAAGGAAGAGGUUACUGUGGCUAGGCAGGUGGAAGUGUAUGAGAUGCGACCUGAAAACAUGGUUUCUCUGCCGCCAUCAUGCCUAAGAGUUGCCAGUGCACCAGGGUUUCUAUCCACUCAAGCAUCCUGUUCAGAGGCUCAGUUAGAAUACUGUCCAGUGGACAAUAGCAUAUUAUGGGAGACGCCAAGAAAGGAUGGGUCAGAGCUAUCUAUCGAAAGAUCAAAAGAGAAGAGAGACAUGGUGAGAGGAAUGGCAGAAAUGGUCUCAUCUUGUCCAAGCACUGUCAGCAUUCCGGGAUUUCUGUCUCCACAUCUGUCCAAGGAAGCCAAGUUACAGAGGGAACCUAGCAUGACAGAUCUAAUGCCAUCCUGCCCAAGAUUGUCUGGCACACUCGGAUUCCCUUCUCUUGAAAGUCAAGUAAAGGAGUGUACAAUCAACAUUGAGGCCAUUUGGGAGAAGCCCCCGAAGGGGAAAAAAAGGAUGGCCUUUAUGUCCACUCCACAUUUGGACAGAUUAAACGAAGACAAGGAGCUAAUGAAACACAUGGUGGCUCUGGUACCAUCAUGCCCUACCACAACAAGUAUUCCUGGCUUCCCCUCUGCACCACAUCCCAAAGCUGAGGUAUAUCCAAGUAUGUUGAGUCAUGUGCCAGCGUGCCCUAAAGUGUCCAGUCCCCCGGGUUUUGCAUCCACUGGGGGGGCUACAACAUUAGAGUGGCUUGUUGACCCAAAGUCUAUGUUUGAGCACUUGCAGAAAAAUAAGGAGAAUAAAGAAGAAAACGUUUCUCCAAAAUACAGAUCGAAAGAACACAGUGAGAAAGUUAAAGCAAUGGUUGCUAUGGUGUCAUGUGGCUCAGAUGUAUCCACGAUUCCUGGCUUCCCCUCUGCUCCACAUCCAAAAACUGAGGUGGGGCCAAGUAGUGUGAAUCUUGUUCCCUCCUGCACUAAAGUUUCUAGUCUCCCUGGUUUUCCAUCCAUUGAGAAGGAUAGGUGGGCAGGGUGGGUUGUUGACCAGAGGCCAUUGUUGAAGAGACCACUAAAGGAGAGGAAAGUCAUUAUUGACAGCUCAAAAGCAGACCAAGAGGAAAUGAAAACCAAUGUUCCUUUGAGGAUAUCAUGUCCACACUCUGCAAGGAUCCCUGGCUUCCCAUCUGUACCACAACCCAAUAUGAUGAUUAUUUUGCCUGCUUGCUCUAAAGCUUCCAGUGAGGAGGCUACAACAUUAAAGUGGCUUGUUGACCCCAAGCCUGAGCACUUUCUGAAGAAGAAGGAGGAAGAUCUUUUUCCAAAAGACAAGUCAAAAGAAGACAUUGACAAAAUGAAACCAUUAGUUGCUUUAGUGCCAUGUUGCCCAGAAGCACCCAUAAUUCCUGGCUUCCCCUCUUGCUUCCCCUCUGUACCACAACCCAAAGAUGUCUACUUGGGGCAAACUGUAGUCAACCUUCUUCCAUCUUGCCCAAAAGUCACCAGUAUUGCAGGUUUCCCAUCCCAUCAGCAAACUGACAGAAAAUAUUGGCGCACAGAUCCACCCAGAGAUCAUCGGCCAUUAUGGGAGAAGCAACUGAAAAAGAAGCAGAAGUUAUUGAUGGGAAUAAUAGAAAAAGACAAACAAGGAAUGAAAGGAAUGGUGGCUCUGGUACCGUCAUGUCCUACUGCAGCAAGUAUUCCUGGCUUCCCCUCUGCACCACAUCCCAAAGCUGAGGUAGAGCUAAGUAUGUUGAGUCUUGUGCUCGCUUGCCCCAAAAUGUCCAGUCUCUCUGGUUUUGCAUCCACUGAUGGGGCUACAGCAUUAGAGUGGCUUGUUGACCCAAAAUCUAUGUUUGAGCACUUGGAGAAGAAGAAGGAAGAGGAAGAAAACAUUCUCCCAAAAGUCAUCGGCAAAACGAAAGCAAUGGUUGCUUUGGUGCCAUGUUGCCCAGAAGAAGGCAGGAUUCCUAGCUUCCGCUCUGCACCACAACCCAACAGCUCCAGUCUCCCAGGUUUCCCAUCGACAGCCAACGUCCAGACAGGAGAUUGGCACGUUGAACAGAAGCCUUUGUUUGAGAAGAAGCUGAAAGAUAAGACCGUAAUAAUCAAAGAUAGGUCACCAGAAGACAGAGAAAAUAGGGUGUCACUGGCGCCAUCUUGCCCAUGUGAGAGUCUCACUUCUGGGUUCCCGUUCUUUACACAACUAAAAGCAAUAGAAGAACAAACCGUGUUUUCCCUAAUGCGAGCUUGUCCAAGUGAAUCUAGAGAACCAGGAUUACCUUCUAGACAGCCAUCUGAAUUAGCUCGAACCCAGGGAGAAGAAUCUGUGAGUUCUAUGCAGGAUAAUAGGUCAGAGGAUAUGGUGCUUUCCAAGCCUGACCUAAGCAGUGCAGUUGGAGAUGAAAACCUAAAAUCGUUGCUUGCACUGGUACCAUCUUGCCUCGAGGCAGCAAGCAUUCCUGGUUUCCUGUCUGCCCCUCCUCACAGUCUAGAGUCUGUAGAGGCAAAUGAGACAAGUAUGCAGACAGAGAAGAAAGAGGUUACUGGAGAACCAGCAGAGUGUGUUCUAGAUAAGGGUGUCCUCGACAGCCCACAAAUAGAGAAAAUCCCAUCUGAGGAAUCUGAGGAAAUCCAGAAGUCCUCUGCAGUGUUAGAACCAGAGCUGGUCUUAGGAUGGGAGGUGUUGGAGGCUGAGGGGUCUGUGGCAGAGAAGCAGCAGGAGGCCUCUGGCCUAGUACAGACCAUUUUUGGUGUCUUCUCCAGGGGUUAUGAAACCGUAGCAGCCAUGCUGGGUCCGUCUGGCUCCUCUCCAACAGAAGGUACAGCCCCAUCAGAGAGCUCCUCUGAACCUGUCCCAGAUACAUCUACCCUCGUCCAGGAAGUAGUGUCUGGAAAGGCACCGCACCUUGAGGGUGAAACCAAAAAAACGAUUGAACUCCCAACCACCGCUGAGCCAUGCUUGUUGAAUAUGGAAGACCAACAGUCAAUGAGUGAGGCAAUGAGACAAGACACUGAGGAUGGGUUUGUUCAAGUCCAAGAUCUAAGCAGUAUGAGAAAAUGGCCGUCAUUGACGGAGGCUGACCUUACUGAGAUCUCCAGAGGAAAAUUUGUGGUAACUGGAGAAGAAGAGAUUUACCUUGACUUGUGGGCGCAAAUAGGGGAGAAAUCAACGUUAAAAGCACAGGACUCUGGACAGAUAACAGGUUAUGUUGAUAUUUAUUCAGCCGGGUUACCUGUCGAGACAGAAUUAUCCACUUCAUUACACCAGGACAAGGGCGCCCAACAUGCAAGCACAGAGGAAGCCUCUGCCCCUACCUCACAACCUACUACAGACACGUUGCUGUUAGAGGACAAGGCUCAAGAACAUAUAGUCCCCAUCCCAGAUAAACCCUCUGAUGAUCAGACACUCGCCUCAGAUGAAACACAAUCGGAAGUUGCCCCUGUUGUCGCUGGCCAGGCUGUCCCUGCACAGGUAACAACUGAACUGGUCGCUCCUCAUCAUGCAAAGAAACGAGACGGUAGUCUUCCUCCAGAAACUCAACAGGAAGCUGAUGAUCAAGGGAUUGUUUCUAAGGUAGUCCCUUCACGGCCUCCAAGGAGAAAAGACUGUCUCACUUCAGAGCGUAAACAGAAAUCUGAGAAUGUAACUGUACAGAAGCCCACUGAAGUGAGAGGAGACCGUAGUCUUUCAACAGAACCUCUAAAGAAAGAUGAUGUCCAGAAGGGUUUCACUGCCCAGGCACCAGAGGAGAUGGUACCAUCACAUCCUGGUAGGAAAAUAGAGCGUAGUCUUUCAACAGAACCUCUAAAGAAAGAUGAUGUCCAGAAGGGUUUUACUGCCCAGGCACCAGAGGAGAUGGUACCAUCACAUCCUGGUAGGAAAAUAGAUUGUUGUCUUUCAACAGAGCCUCAACAAAAAACUGAUGCCCCUGUCCAGGUGCCCACUGAACUGGUCCCUCCUCGCCGUACUAAGACAAGCCUCACUAAAGAGACACCACAGGCAACCGGCGUUAUCCCAGCUCCACGCACAAGGGGAACCUAUAGUGCUUCCAGUGCAGAACGUUCACAGAAACCUGGCCAGGGAGCCACUGAACUGAUUCUACCAUGGCCUGUGAAGAAACAAAACCGCUUCACUCCAGAGCCAUCUCAGAAAGCUGAUGAGCCAGAGAAUCUGAUUGCCCAGGCGGUCGCUAAGCUGAUUCCACCUCAACGCACCAGGAAAGCAUCUCUCUCUCCCGAACCGCGACAGAAAGCUGACGAUUUAAAGACUGUUACUGGUAAGGCCACAAUUGUUCCCCUAACUUCAUAUCAUGUACCUACAGAGUCAUACCCCGAGUUUGGUGUGGGAGAGACUGCUCCCCUCUCGAUCAUCAGAAAAAUAGCCCCGCCCAGGCGCAGCAAAAAAAGCAGCAAAAAAACUCAUUCUCCCCCAGUGGAAUCAAGCAAAGCAGAGGAUGGCGCAGAUGAAGCUAUGGCUUUAGAGGCCCUGAAUGCUGCCUACCAAGGGUCUACAGCUCCAGCCCAGAUACAGGAUCUUAUGAUAACCUUUUCAAAGGAGUCUGAGGUGGAGACGCAGUCUCCGGAAGUGACAGAAACCGCCACUGAGUCACUCGAAGAUGAGCCAGCUCAGAAGUCCUCACCAGAAGUUACAGACCGAUUUGAAAAGGUUGAGGCGGAGAAGCAGACCUUGGAAGUGACUGAAACAACCAAUGAUUCACUUGAAGAUGAGCCAGCUCAGAAGGCCUCAACAGAGGACAUUGCACCAGGAGUAAAGAUGAAAGGCAAGCAAGAGAUCUUUCCAGUCCCAAAGCCUCGUGGGAAACGAGACUCAACCCCACCUGUCCAAAUAGAUGCUACCCGACCAAAGACCUGGCAUGCCUCUAUUGGGGAUAACACCCAGUCUACCAGAGAUGGAGGACAGUCACCUGCAGCCUCUGGGCUGGUACCACCUCAACGCAACAAGAGGAGCAGUAGUCUUCCUCCCGUACCCCCUCGUGGCCAGCUUGGAGCAUCUGGGGAAGUGGUGGUUGCUCCUCUGCGUAAAAGGAGCAGUAAGCUAAACAUAAAACAAUCGAGCAUGCCUGUUCCAGUUCCCCGCUCUAAAAAAUGCCUUAGUUCAUCUUUUUCUGAUGGAAAUCCUCCAAUGGACUCCUCAUUCACCAGCCAGGCAGACUCCCUUGAGGGCUCGCUGUCUCUCUCUCAGGAAGACAAACAAGACACCAGCCAGGAAGCCUCAGAGGGUUCAAUAUCAUUAGCCUCAAACAUGGCCUCCGAUGGGAGCUUUGUCACAAUUUCUCGCUCAGAGGAGAUGUCACCAGAAGUACAACUCUGUGAGAAGGGACUGGAGGAGAGCUGGAUCUUCACAGAAACCACUAUGUUCACAGAGGCCUUCACAGAAACUGCUAUGGUCAGUGAGUUCUUCGUAGACACUGUGAGAGAGGACAUUGAGAGGGGUUCAGAGGUAGAGGCUGUCUUUGAGAAGGGACUGGAGGAGAGCAUGGAAAGCUGGACCUUUACAGAUACUACCAUGGUCACUCAGGCCUUCACAGAAACCCCUAUGGUCACUGAGUUUUUUGAAGACACUGUAAUCAAGGAUAUUGAGAGAGGUUCAGAGGCAGAAGUGCUUGACACGACCUCUCCAACCACCGGUACACCAGCUGAGGACGACUGGUUACGUGUUGAGGGAGCCAAAAAGACAGCUCAGAUGGAGGUAGAGAGCAAAGACAUGUGGGUUGAAGAGAUGGACUUUGGCUUUGAGUCAGUAGACAUAUCUGCUGGUGGCUUAGAUGAGGAGAGACAGCAGGGGGCAGCAGACGAGCCAACAACGCCUAAAGGCAGAGCUGUAAACUCUCAGGAAACGUGUCUAGGCAGUGCUGGUUCCCCAGAAGGCCUGAUGGCCAGUCCUGGCCUUGUUACCUCCAGCCAGUCCCUACUGGAGUGGUGUCAGGAAGUCAUCAAAGAACACAAGGGGGUCAAGAUCACCAACUUCAGCACAUCCUGGAGGAACGGCCUGGCCUUCUGUGCCCUGCUACACCACUUCCACCCGGACAGGAUAAACUUUGAGAUGCUGGACCCUUAUGACAUCAAGCGCAACAACAAGAAGGCCUUCGACGGUUUCGCAGAGUUGGGCAUCUCUCGGCUGAUAGAGCCCUCGGACAUGGUCCUGCUGGCCGUCCCUGACCGCCUCAUCGUCAUGACCUACCUCAACCAGAUCCGCACCUACUUCACGGGCCAGGAGCUGAGCGUGCUGCACAUCGAGGCGGACAGCAGUGAGUCCAGUUAUGGUAUGGCCGGGGAGAGCCGGGAGGGCCCCGACCCGGAGGCCGCCGCACGCUACUGUCAACGGAUCCAAGAUGAGGCCCUCACAAUGGAGACCAAUGUGGGCGCUGCAGAGAAGAAGGCAGAUAGUGACACUAAGGAGGGCACCAAUAGGGAAGUGGUCCCACCCCCUAGAACCAAACGGCUGCAGGCUGCAGGGGAAGCAGGAGGGGCCCAAGCCCCCGUCGUACCCCCCAGGACACAUUUUUUAUCUGCCAAGUCUGGGUUCUCCCACCUAAAGGAUGUAGAUCUGGUUAAGAAACGACGGUCACAACGCAGGUCAAUAGACGAGGCAGACUCAACCGAGUUACAGGUAGCUGCAGCACAGGAAGAGAGUGGAGCUGACAGAAUCAAAUCAGAAACAGGAAGGACAGCUGGUGAAGAAGGACGAUCGGCUGAGGAGGACACCAGCCAGUAUGUGCUGAGGGAGAUGCAGGCCCUAGAGUUUGAACAGAAGCACAUUGACAGCAGGGCAGACAUCGUGGAAAGUAGUCUACGGCGACUGAUGGAGUCCGGUAGUGACAAGAUGCAGGAGGAGAAGCUGAUCCAGGAGUGGUUCACUCUGGUCAACAAGAAGAACGCCCUCAUCAGGAGACAAGACCAACUACAGCUACUGCAAGAAGAGCAGGACCUGGAAAUGAGGUUUGAGAUGCUGAACCGAGAGCUGAGAGACAUGAUGGCUAUUGAAGAGUGGCAGAAGACAGUGGCCCAUAAACACAGGGAGCAGCUGCUACUGCAGGAGCUGGUGUCUCUGGUCAACCUGAGGGACGAGCUGGUCCACGACAUGGACGCCAAGGAGAAAGGGGCUCUGGAGGAGGACGAGAGGCUGGAGAGAGGCCUGGAGCAGAGACGAAGGAAGUACAGCAAGAAGAGCAAGCAGGAGAAGUGUGCACUGCAGUAAGGCCUGGCGUUGGACACACCCGAACCAGUGGAAGGUCACACCCGAACCAGGCAGCCCAAUGGAAGGUCACACCUGAACCAGGCGCCCAGUGGAAGGUCACCUGGAUGCACAUUGGGACUAAAGUUGUAUGUGUGUGGAUCAUGACAUCAACACUGCAUGGAAGAGACUGAGAACUGUGUUAUGGGACUGCACUAGGAGGACAUAAAACAAUGUUCACUCACCCCCCUCUAUGAUAUGACUGAGCCUCAUUGCAACCUAUGACUGGUUGUCAACAGUCACCCUGCUCUUCAGAUUGUGUUUUGAUUGGAUUUAAGUUUUGUUUUUUUGUGCAUAGUGUGUGUACUGUUGGGUUUUAAUUUUGAGUAAAUAACUCAAGGACACUAGAGAAGCUUAACCAAGUUGAAUUCUUCCAAAAGGGUCGAUAUAGCUGUAAUUCAGACAAAGACAUAGCUUCCCCCGUGGUGGUAGUCAUACCCCACUUUGGGUGGAGUCUCCUCAUCUCUAAACAUUGCAUCAUUCUUGCUACAUGUAAGUGGCAGGGUAGCCUAGUGGUUAGAGCGUUUGGCCUAGUAACCGAAAGGUUGCAAGUUUGAAUCCCCGAGCUGACAAGGUACAAAUCUGUCGUUCUGCCCCUGAACAGGCAGUUAACCCACUAUUCCUGGUCAUUGAAAAUAAGAAUUUGUUCUUAACUGACUUGCCUAGUUAAAUAAGGGUAAAAUAAAAAAAUUAACUUCAGGUCACAAAGACAUAACUAACUAAUCACCAGAUUAAGUGCCUUACACUUUUAGAAAAAAGCAUUCCAAAAUGGUUCUUCAACUGUCCCCAUAGGAUUUUUGGUUCCAGGUAGAACCUCUCGGAUUUUACAUGGAAUCAAAAGGGUUCUACAUGGAAUCAAAAGGGUUCUACCUGGAACCAAAAAUAGUUAUUCAAAGGGUUCUCCUAUGGGGACAGCCAAUUAACCAUUUUAGAUUUUAGCUAGCACCUUUCUUUCUAAGAUACUGUAGAAUCUGUUACAGUAGUGUACAAUGGGUUACUUCAAAAAGGUAUUUUCUACUGAAUGGGAUAUUAGGGAAGGGGCAGGGCUCCUGUACUUAGCUACAUCAAAUACCUACAUUAGACCCAUGCAGCAGGUGGAUUGAUUCACCCCUUUUCACCUAUUGUUAAAUAAGCAGUCUGAUUAUUGAAAAUUACAAUGGCGAAAUGGAAGUGAAAUGCUGAAUUUGUGCAAACAAAGAAUGCCAAAACGAGCUUCCUCAUUUAUUGCAGUACGUCGGCUUGGACUGUGCAGACGGCACACAGCGAGCACCUGUUGUCUGAUUCUUUGAUGUGAAUGUAUGUGGAUGCUCCAACACUCAAGCAGAGUGGGAGAUCUUGGAUGAAAGAGGAAAACGACAGAAGUCAGUGUACUGCAGCUUGGUGUCUGAAAGAACAAAGCAGUUUAAACGUGUUGGAAAUAUUUUAAGCUUUUAUUAAUUGAAUAUGUAUUCGACAGAUAAUCCGACCUAUCCUGCCUGUCAUAUGUGCCUUUAACCAGAUCCAGAGUAAAAAAACUAAUGUUCAGAAGUAGGACUCAACUUUGUGUUCCUAGUUCUCAAAUGUUUAUGCAGCGAGUUCAGUUACUGUUUGUUUAUGCAGCGAGUUCAGUUACUGUUUGUGACAUUAGUCUUGUAAUGCCUUGUUUUCCAUUCAUUUUUUUUGUUUUUUGUUUCGAAAGGUAAAUAAGGAAGCGGUGGAGCCUGAAAAUGAUACAUUUCAAGAUGCUCUAAAAUGCUAGAGAACAGGAAUAUUCAAACGGAAAACAUGAGGCAAAUGUAUGUUUCUUAGUGGUUCCAUCUCAACCGUACAACUAUCAAUUGCUAUAGUCUUAUGCACAUUCUUAUUAGCAAAUCUGUAACAUGCAAAGUGUAUGUGUUAAACAAAAAACCCUCAUACAUGAGACAAAAUAUACACUUUACUUUAGCUAAAAUAUAUUCUAGUAUUAAAACUCCAGCACUUCGCUACAGCAGGAUUACUGCAGAUGUAGGAUCUGAAUUUGAGCCCGUUUGCUACAGCAAGGAAAAUAAUCUUGCAGCAACAGGAAAUGUGAAUUAUUACAUGGAUUAUAAGUAAUGGACAUUUUGUAUGGGGUUGAUACAUUUAUAAUUAGGGCAAAUCAAGUUUGAAAUUUCAAAGUGGAAAUUACAAACUUUAGAAGCAUUUUUAAAACUCAAAUACACUACAAGUUUGCGUUUCCUGCCGUGCAGGAAAAUUCUCUGCAACAAAAGAGUGAUCAAAUGAAGAUCCUACAUCUAUAUUAUUGGCCAGGCAGGAGUGCACCAGAGCUUGAUAUUUGCUUGACAUCUUCUCCUCUACACUUUGUGUAAUGUUAAGUUAUCAUGAGCGCAGGCGUUUCUAUUUCAGUGGGAGGAACUACUUAACAGAGUAAAAACAUGAUUCUGUCCGGAGUUAUUUUGGGUGACACUGGAGAGUAAUUUUUUUUUUUUAAUUUUAGAAGUGUUUGAAUUUGUGUUCCAGCUUGUUCCCCCUCUGCCCCACUGUUGUUAGUUACUGUGUUAAUGUUCCUACCACUGUGUGAGUUUGAGAGAUUUUACUUUCAGUUUUCUGAAAUAGCUUUUGGGGAAGGUUUUGUUUGUUUUAAUGUACAUUUGCACUAUUUGUGAUGUUCGGAGAAUUAAAAGGUAUCUUGGAUCACUA